Messenger RNA from Alligator mississippiensis (American alligator), 12415 nucleotides. RefSeq names its product heart development protein with EGF like domains 1 (gene HEG1). The transcript is spliced from 23 exons. Gene Ontology annotation, biological process: heart development. The record is from RefSeq and is a predicted model, not a curated record. Gene Ontology annotation, molecular function: calcium ion binding. NCBI's taxonomy places the organism in Eukaryota, Metazoa, Chordata, Crocodylia, Alligatoridae. The coding region runs from base 115 to 6273 and encodes 2052 amino acids.
GGCGGAGCCCGCGGCGCUGAUGUCAGGCGAGGAGGAGCCUGCGGCCGCCGGACUGCCCGGCCGGGAGGCGCCCCUGCCCGGGGCCAUGGCAGCCCGCUGAGCGCCGCCAGCACCAUGCCCGGGCUGCUGCUCCUGCUGCUGCUCCUCCUGCCGCCGCCGCUGCUGCUGCUGCUGGAGGCGGCGGCCCCGCGGCCGGAGCGCGUCAUUGGAAGUGGCCAUCGGACAAUUCGAAGUUCCGAUGCUGAAAUAAGGACAUCUAGUUCUCCCGUGGCCAACAUGGACAAUCUGACCACAUUGGGCUCGAGUGUUGAGAGGACUUUGCUAUCUGUCACAAACAGCACAGUGCCCGCAGCUACAACAGAAAGCGUCAUCUCUGACACUGAAAAAAUCAGCUCUGUGCAUCUGACGGAGCACUUCUCAGUAGACCAGAACAGAAGUAGUAAUAUUUCUUCAAGUGACGUGGAUACCACUGAGCUUGGAGUUGUGCCUGUGGUUACACGUUCUUCCAAGACGCCAACGGACUCAUCUGCCCAAAGUGAACAUGCAGACACUGGAAGUCACCACCAGACCCUGAGCACCUGGCACGCUGAGAAAAGGACUUCUAGCUCUCAUACUGAGAGCACGUAUACUUCAGUUGCAUUCAGCACAGGUGAAGACAGGACAUUACAGUUGCUGACAAAUAGCAGUGUUUCAGUUGAUAUGCUACCAGGUUCUGGUUUUCACACAGAAAUCCCAGUGUCUUCAGAUCUUACCCACCGUUCCUCUUCGGUAUCACAGGCUGGAGCGUCAGAUACCCCUGAUUUCUCAACAGGGUCUUUGCUUACGCAACCCUCUUCGAAAACUCGUCUUCCAGCUGCUGGAGGUCAAAAGCAGCCAGCCAGCCUCUCAGAUACAGAGGGAAAGAUUGCCAGUUCUCACGGUGACAUUGCAUACGUCGCAACUCCAUCCCCGCGGGGUCUCCACGAGAGGACGUUACGAUCAUUAACAGACGCCGGCAGCUCCACCUCUAGUGCUGAAAUAUCGAGCUCUUCAGACAGAACCGAGUCCUCGUCUAUAAAGUCUGUCCUGCAGAUUGGUAGAAAUAAUAGCUCAUGGGAUGCCAGGGGUUUUACAGCGAAUUCAACCGACCCUUUGCAUAACGGUUCGCACACUGCUACAGAAAGUGUUUCUGCUGCUAGUGGAAGCGGCCACCGAGCAGUCCGAACGUCAGCAGCAGAAGAAAGGGUUCCUGAUUCUGGUGUCACCGGUGCAUUUGUCUCAGCAGCAUCCCCCAGAACAGAGGCGAGGAUGUUUCCGUCUCCAACGAGCAGCAACCAGCCUUCUCAAUUAACACGCAGCUCCAGCUCUAGUGCUCAAAUGCGCAGCGUGUCAGAUGUAAUCCAGUCCUCGUCUGCGUCUCCUAUAGCAGGAACUGCUGGAAUAAAUAUUUCACCGGAUGCCACAAAUUUCAGCGAGCCCUCAACAGAUCCUUCGCUUAUGGAUUUUCACUCUUCUUCAGAAAGCGCAUCCACAGCCAACAGAAGCAGCCACAAACCAUCUAGCAUGUCUGCACUGGAAAAUAGGAGGACUUCCGACUAUGAUACCACUAGUACGUACCUUUCUACAGCAUUCACCGGCACUGGAGAAAGGACAUUGCGAUCUCUCCUGCACAGCAGCAAGCCUUUGUUUGCAACAGAGAGCUCCACCUCUAGUGCUGAAAUGUCCAGCGCUUCAGAUGUAAUCCAGCCUUCAUCUGUAUCUGCUACAGAUGAGACCCAGGGAUUUAACAUCUCCUCUCAGGCCCCAGGUUUCGUAGAGCGAUCAACAGAUUCCCAUCCUCUGUCAGAAAGGGCUUCUCCAGAAAGUGAAAGCAGCCAGCAACCAACUAACAUUUCAGUGGUGGAGCAAAGGACUUCUGAUCCUCAUGCCACCAGCAUGGUUAUUUCCACAGCAUUCACCAGAGCUGGGGAGAAGACAUUGCAAUCUCUAACAAACAGCAGCCUUUCCCCCGAUGCAGCACAAAGCUCCGCUUCCAGCACUGACAUACCCAGCUCUGCAGAUGCCACUCAGACCUCCUCUAUAUCUGCUAGAGCAGAGACUGAUGAAGGAAAAGUCACAUUGGGAGUCAUGGAUUUCACUGCGUCCUCAGCAGAUCCCAUGCCGACGCGCUUUCGCCCUGAUUCACAAGGUGCUUCUGCAGCCACUGGAAGCAGCCAUCAAUUAAUUAACAUCUCAAGUACAGAGAAAAAGUCUCCUGGGUCUCAUAUCACUAGCACAUACAUUUCAGCAGCCUCCACAGAUGGCGGAGAUAGGAUGUUACGAUCUGUAACAGAGACCAACAGAUCUGAUGCAACACGAAGCUCCCCCUUCGGUGCUGAAUUAUCCAGCGCUGCAGAUGUGAGCCAGUCCUCAUCUAUGUCUUCUACAGCCCAGACUACAGGAAUGAAGAAUGCCUCAUUCAAUGCUACAGAUCUCCCCCUGCUUACAGAUUUCAGCCUUGCUUCAGAAAAUGUUUCCACAGUCUUUGGAAGCAGCCACCAGCCAGUUAGUAUUUCAGAUACAGAAACAAGGACUUCUGAUUCUCCUAUCACCAGGUCAGCAGCAAUCACAAGAGAUGUGGAUUGGAGUUUGUCUCUAACAAACACCAGCAUGUCUUCUGAUGCAAGAGGAAGCUUUGUGCCUAGUACUGAAAUGUUAGGCUCUUCAGAGCGGACGCAGGCUUUAUCUAUAUCUUCUGUAACGCAGGCCCAUGAAACUAAUAGUCCGUUACGUGCCACAGAUUUCACAGACCUUUCAUUGGAUCCUUUGCUUACACAUUCCCUCUCCACUCCAGAAAAUACUUCAAGAGCCUCUGGAAGCAGCCAUCAAUCAAUUAGUGUCUCGACUACUGAAGAAGGCACUUCUGGAGCUUCCACCACCAGUUUUUACAUUUCAACGACCUCCAACAGAAGUGAAGAAACAUUAAGGCCUCUAACCAACAGGAGCACUUUGACUGAUACAAUGGAAAGUCCCAGUUCUACUUCAACAAAUACUGUCUUGACAGAUCUAAGCCUGUCUUCAUCUUCCUUAGCACAGUCUAAGGGAAGCAGUGUCCCGUCAGGGGAGGAGGACUUCACCCAACUUUCAACCAAGACUUUGCUCACACAUCCUUCCAAGAUCCCGAGUUAUUCAUCUUCAUCAGCUAAUCUUUCAGUUUCAGAUGGAGGGAGAAAGAUUUCCAGUUCUCCUACGGAGAGUACAUACAUUUCAACCACAUUCAGCAGAGGUGUGGAAAGGACACCCCAGUCUGGAACGAACAGCAGCAUAGCCACGGAGACAACAGAGACUUCUGCUACUGAUACGGAUACGGCCAAGUAUUCAGAUUCAACCCGAUUCUCACCUUCAGAAGUGCAGACUGAAGGAAGGAAUUCUUCAUCAAGGGAUGAUGCGCGUCUCACUGAGCCUUCAACUAAGUCUUUGCGGCCAUAUUUUUCCAAGGCCUCAACUUAUUCCUCUGAAACUGAGGAUCCCUCCACGACUGGAAGAAGCCAUCAGUCACUUGGCAGCUCAAGUACAGAAGAAAGGAUUUCCCAUCCUUAUACUGACAGCACGUAUGCUUCUGCUACAUUAACCAAAAGUGAAGAAAGGACAUCACAGCCUCUUACAAAUAGCACAUCUACCCAUACAACAGAGCGCCCCACUUCCUAUACAAAAACUGCCAAUUCUUCAGAAUUAUUCCAGUCGUUUUCAGAGGUACAGACCAAAGAGAUGAAUGUUUCAGCAGAUGACAUGGGUUUAACUGGACUUUCCACUGAGACCUUGUUUACACAUUCUUCCAAGAUACCGACUUAUUCUUCUUUCCAGAACGAUGCUUCAAGUAUUGCAAGUAGCCAUCAGCCAAUCAGUGGCACUGACACAGAAAAACGGACCUCCGCUUCUCGAACGGACAGCAUGUACAUUUCAACCACGUUCAGCAGAGGCGGGGAAAGGACGUUACUAUCUAUAGCAAGUAACAGCACUUCUACGGACUCGUCAGAAAGUUCCACUUUCUUUACAGAAUCUUCCAACUCUUCCAGCAUAUCCCAGGCCUCAUCGGUGUCACAGAGUAGAGAAAAUAAUGUAUCAUCAAGUGAUGGGACCAUCACGGAGCCCUCUACAGAACCUUUACUCGUUUAUUCUUCUAAAAUUCCAACUUACUCUUCAACAGGCAGGAUACAAAAUACAACCCUGUCUUAUACUGGCUCUGAAUCAUCACCAACUGGCAGCUCAUCGUUAUCUUCAUCCGGGUUUCAAUCUUCUGCCUCGGUGUCUUCAUUCUAUCAAUCACCGUCAUCAACACCAGCACCCCCUCCUUUGUUCACAACAUCACAUUCAUCUCUACCGCCGACUUGGUCAGUCUUGCCAUCAACAUCGCCACCGCCUCCCCCUUCAUCAUCUUUACCUACUUCCUCACCAGUCACAGCAUCACCAUCAAUAUCAUUCUCGUCACCUUCGUUCUCUUCACAAUCUUCAUCAGUACACUCCAAUGACAGCUCUCAAACCAGUGCGUCCGUGGUUACAACAGAAGUGACAGACGGGAGGGAGCCAUCCACGGCUGUGUUUUCUGGGAGUUUGCCCGGAGAAUACAACAAUCACAGUAAAACAUACCCGUUGAAGGAAAGCACUGGCUUCAGCUCGACAGAAUCGCCUCCCUUUUCAACUACACCCACGGAGCACCUUGCUAACCAUUCAUCAUUCAUGCCAACUUCCUCGCUUAUGACAGAGAGCACCGCGGGGGCAGCCUCCGUUGCCACAGGGGACAGUUUUGAAAAGACACCUUUGGGUUUGACAACCGUGAGUCUGAGCGUGGGUACGGAAGUGACAAAUGAAUCAACCACUACCUUGCCAAGUCCAACAAGUCGGAAGGAAGACGUCCCCGUCGUGGAAUUAACAACAGAGAAAUCCAGCACUGUGACAGCACGUACAACUCUUGGGCCGACUGCGGGUCAUUCGGCUACUACAGAAGUCCAGACAGUUCAAACUGGCGCACCCACAAAGUUGGCCUCUGUCACUGGAAUAACUACAGAAGCGAUGGAAGUUAGCACCACAGCUAGUAUUAAACUCACCAAAGAAAGUAUCCCGGCUACUCAUUUUUCCGAAACAACUUCCAUUAGCAAAACCACUACUGGGUUUCCUAGUACUUUGACAGCUGCUACCAAGCCAACUACUGUUGUUUCAACUACCACGACAGUGACAUCUUCUCAUACAACAGAUGUGGACGAAUGUCUUUCCAACCCAUGCCCUGCCAUGGCCACAUGCAACAACACCCAGGGCUCCUUUGUCUGCAAAUGUCCUCUUGGGUACCAGCUUGAGAAAGGAAAAUGCAAUUUAGUAAGAACAUUUGUUGGUCAAGGUUCUCUGAAACUCAACACUACUCAUGGGAAGUAUUCUGAUGUCAGUCAAAUCCAGGAUGAAAUCACAACAAUGCUGGACGUGUCUCUCUCAACGCUGCCUGGCUAUCACCACUCCAUCGUUAAAGCUGUAAGGGAGUCAAAUUCUGUCCGUGUUUCAGUCCAAACCACCUUCUCGUUAGCCUCCAAUGUGACGCUCAAGGACAUUCGUACCAAUUUACAAAACUAUGCCAGAGCUUGCAAAUCCACUCCUGAAACCUGCCAUUUCAUCUCAAGCCUUAUGCAGCUGCACACAGCUGGCGGUUUAUGUGAACAGAAAGACCCUGAAUGCGACAAAGAAACUUCCGAAUGCACAGAUGUCGAUGGCAUUGCAGUCUGUAAGUGCAGAAACGGAUACUUUAAAUACAACAAGAAGGAUCAUUCCUGCAGAGCUUGCGAAGAUGGGUUCAAGCUAGAGAACGAGACCUGCGUAAGCUGCCCAUUUGGCUUGGGGGGAUUCAACUGUGGAAACCCAUAUCAGCUAAUCACUGUGGUAAUUGCGGCUGCUGGUGGUGGACUUCUGCUCAUUCUGGGAAUAGCGCUGAUAAUCACUUGCUGUAGAAAGAAUAAAAAUGACAUAAGCAAACUCAUCUUCAAGAGUGGGGAUUUCCAAAUGUCACCAUACGCUGAGUACCCCAAGAACCCCCGAGGACCAGAGUGGGGAAGAGAGACAAUAGAAAUGCAAGAGAAUGGAAGCACAAAGAACCUGUUGCAGAUGACAGACGUCUAUUAUUCGCCAACUAAUCUAAGAAAUCCUGAACUGGAAAGAAAUGGACUUUAUCCUCCCUACACUGGUUUGCCAGGAUCCCGACAUUCAUGCAUCUACCCCGGUCAAUAUAAUCCUUCCUUUAUUAGUGAUGAAACCAGAAGAAGAGACUAUUUUUAAUCAGAGUGAGUGGGAGUGGAAGGUCAUCGUAGUUACGUGCCGUGUGUUCACCAGGUACAUGCUGUCACCUGGCAGCUCACUUGAUGCCAGUUUUAGUCUUCACUUUUACCCGCACGGAGGACUUCAGUCUCUAGACAACACAGAGCAGAGCUGCCUUGGGAGAACCCAUUCACAGCUGUGGUGGAGAAGCGAGGAGAAGAAGGAGCCCACAUGCAGAGCGAUAUAAGACACAAGUAGAAGUUCAUGGAAGUUAACCCGUACUCCAGUUUUUUCUUUCACCUCUUAACUUACAUCACGCGCAUGUGGUAGUAGAUCAGUACAGACAGACUAACUGAUGAUGGCACCCUAAAGCUAAAACCACUAGGGAGUGUUUUGUUUACAGGUAUAGUGAAUUGUUGGUCUGACUACUGUUUUUCCUUAUGGCCAACCUAUAUGCAAAGAUACACACUGUGCGAUUGUUCUGGGUUGGAGAUUCGUGUUCACUGCAAACUCUCGUCUUCUUUUCUGUGCCCUGUUCUGCUUCCUGCACUGGAUUGCCCACAAAUUACCAUUUUCUUAUUGGAAAGUAUCAGUCUCUCAAAAUGCCUGCUCAGCUGAGCCCUGCCUCUGGCCAUGCUAGCUGAAUUCAUAAGCUGGCUUUUGUGAAGACAUACAGGGAGCUUAGCCAUACCUCCUCUGUUUGAAUGGGAAGCAAAGUUGGAGCUAACUCCCAGAAUGGAUUUUAAAAAUCUUCUUUGUGUUCAGAAAACUCUCAAUGUGGCAGUGUUUUGUCCACCAAUUUACAGUGUUGUUCAAAAAGUGUGGUAUUCGACCGUAAAUAGUCACCAUAGCAGGCCCCAGCAGGACCUUACCUAGGGCUGUAUCCCAGCCGGGAUUUCAGUGCACUUCAACAAGAGCGAGAUCAGGUAUUUCUUAAUGGAAUUUUUUAUAGGAAGGUAUGUAGGAAGCAGUUCUCAUUGCUGUGAAAAGAUGAACAUGUUGCUAAAGAUCUGUAAGUGGAAAGUGGUUAAGUGUUAUAGCAUUUAUGGGACAGAGAUGAUGUCAACUUUGGGCGGUGCAUAAGAGGGAGUGGACCCAAUGCCUGCCGUUGAUUUUGGUGGUAGCUAUAGGAAUGCUUUGCAAAACUGGAGGUCAGGUUUGGUGUAACCAGUGACACGCGCUGUGAGAAAAGCACAAGAUCAUAAGUAAUGAAGGGUAAAGGAUUCUAGACUGACUUCUUCCAUCAGCCCCAAUAAUGGGUGAUUCAGAGUGAAGGAUCAUUCACCACCCCUUCGUUUCAUUCGUGGUCAUUUACCACCCGUUUACCACGGAGCUAACUGGACAUUUUUUUUAAAAAGGUUGCAAUUUUUUUUCAAAUUUUUCACCAAAAAAGUUUUCCCCUGUUCUGUUAAGUUGGUCAUUGUUUUUGAGAAAAUCAAAAUGUCAGCAUUUUCAACAUUUAAAAAAAAUGCUGUUCUCAAUCAAGUGGGUCUAAUGUCAAAAUAGUUUCUCAGUGCUGUUUUACAGUUGUUUUCUCCUGUUCUAGUUUGUGCUGCACUGUGGUUUUCCCGAAUGCUUUUCAUUUUUUGAGAUGCUGUGCUGGGCUCCGUAACUCUAUUGAUCAUUUUGAAAGAAGCUCAAAGCUGAUAAUUUAUUACAUCCUUCAGCAUGGGUCUGAGCCAAAGGUCCCUGACUGCACAGGUAGAUGCUUAGAGCAGUUCAUGUUAAUCAAGUACAGCAAUGGCUUGUCUUCACUGCCAGUUCACACAAGUUGUAAGCUGAAUGUUGCUCCUAUUAUGAUUAUCAGUCGCACACAAAAAACCCUUAAUUACAAUGUAAUCAUUCCGCUCUGCAGGCUAAAGCUUAUGUCAGUCCAGCCCCUUAGCUGCUAUUGCCUUUCUGAAGCACAGAUGAGCUCUGCUUAAGUGCUGCUGCUUCUCCAAUGUCUUCCCACAAUUUUUCCUGCCUGUGCCCAGAGAAGAUAGGCAGCUUCUCUCUUAGUACACUGCAGAUGUGAGCGCAGCAGUUGUGUGCGUGUUGCAACCCGAAUGCCCUUUUGUGGCACAGCUGCCCUCACUCAAGCUUGGCUACUUCAAGAGGCACCAGUGAAGAUAAUGCAAGUGAACUCUGCCAUGAAGACAUGUCCUGAGUCACAGGUCAGGAGAGGAGCCGUUUACCAUAGAGAUGCUGAACCCCCGACCCCUUUGCACUGGGUGGUGGUAGACUUCUGACCUCUGUUACUGCUUGCUCCCGCGAUGUAGGCAAGGCAUAACAGGUGUAUGCAUCCAAGGAGGAAGGGUCUCAUUUAUGGCAUGCAAGUCUAACGUGAGCUAAUGAGCAGAAGUAGUAGUGUGGCCACACCACCAUGCUCUUGCUUCUUUGGGGUCAGGCUCCCCUACCCUUCUUGUCCUGCUUAAACGCCACCAAACUUCACGGCUGCCUUGGGCAGGGUCCAGCCUGCAGAAGGUAAUGUUUAGCAUAUCUCAAGCAGGGGCCUAUUUGCCGAUCCACACAAGAAUCUGAUCCUACAGGGUGCUGUGCAGUUAGCAAUUAAGGUGUCUCUGAGUAGGAUUUAGCAGGACUCCCUCUGUCAGUAAGGGUUGCAGGAUCCCUGCUUUAACUAGUUGAAAAAUCACAGGGAAAUCUUACACUAUUUUUCCUUGUAGUGGCUUGGAUGCUUUUCUUAGCUUUGGAAUGGGAAAUGUGAUCUGAUCGUUCCUGAUUUGGGUUAUCUCACACUCCUGAUAGUUAGCUCUUCUGUUUCAUUUCUUUGCUGUUUUUAAACACGUCUUUGGAUGCAUUUUUAACCUGUUAGCUGGGAUGUUUUAGGAUGUUAGCCAGGAAUUACUGAGCAGUCUUGUUAGAGUCAGCAUAGUUACCCACAUUGCAGGGUUGCAAGACUAAGCCUUUUCCAAAAGAGAGCUCUUAUUUUUAUUAUGGUAAAUCCUUGUGUCUAGCAUCGAAGGAAGAGCAUGGACGAUCUUUGAUGUUAUGUCGGAAUUAAUCCUUCAUGGGCUCCAUUUGCUUUCAGACUGGUGCCCAAAUGGACCCAGGACCUCAUGAAGCAAAUACAGUGGGGUUUUUUUAUAUACGAUCUUGACGAUAAAUUGAACUUUGGGAGGAUUUAUAGCAGUCCAUCCUUUGUCUUGAAAUUCUUCAUGAUGUCGUGCUGCCAACAAACUGCCACCUAUUCCAGUCCACUUCUCAGCUGGAUCUACUGAUUUCUUCCCCGCUAUAAAAAUACUGGUUAGGCGGAGAAUGUAGUUUUCCAAAUUCCACCAAAUUCCCAUUGAUCUGAACUCUGCUAGCGUGCCGAAUGGUGGCUGGGGACAUGGCACCCCAGUGAGACGGUUACGGUCCUGAUUGUCAUUGCAGGGGUGUGAUGCGCUUCCACCUGGCUCUCUUCAACUAAACACAAAUCCCUGAUCUAGUUCUGACCUUGAUAUCUAUUUCUAUCUACUUGUCACCUUUGUACACAAGUACCAUAUGGCAGUAGCAUGUGAUGUGCUAUGCCUGCGUAGAGAUGAGGAAGAGUCAAAGAGGACUCAUUCUUCCCCAAUGCCAUUUUCAUUCUUUGGUGCUUUCUGUUACAUACCUAAAGAAAAGCGGUCUCAUUUUCAGAGGGUUUAGGAUCUACAUUUUAGGAUCCCAGAACUGCAAUUUUGGCUCCGCUCCCAUGUGUCACGGUCACUGUUUUCCUGGGCGAGGAGGAUUAGAUAGAAAGGAGCGUGAAAGACGUCUGUGGUCUGAGAUAAGCUAGGACAGGCUACAUGCCGUUCACCUGAGGUGUGGUUCCUUCUCCCCAGAGGUGCACCAACCAGAAAUGAAGAGUUUUGCAGAUCUACAGCAAAGUCAAAGUGUGUGUGCAUUGUCCCGAGUGCCUCAACAGCCAGGGAGCGAGCGAGGCAGCCAAUAUUCAGCCCAGCUGCUGGGGGUGUUCAAGACACACGGCUGAACCUGAGGCUCUUAUUUACUUGAUGGAUGUAAUCUGCUGCUUCUCUUUUCAGGUGCCAACAAAGUGUUGGAGCUUAAAAUACAGCGAUAGCCGGAAUAAAGGGCCCUUUGCCCUUGACACCAUCAGUGUUGUGCAACACGGCUAAUUAGGCCAUUUUGCUGUUGCCACAUCUCACCAUAAAGUCCUGACAUUGUUAUCAAAUUCCUGGACACUCCCUGUACGGGGGGGUGCAGCUGGGUGCCAGGAGCCCUUACUAUCCAGCAGUUACAAACAGCCUCUGAAGACAGCACUGAGCUGCACCAUCCUAGAGAGAAACCUUUCCCUUACAAAAUAUGUGUGUCCUACAGUAUUGCUACAGGACUUUCCCCCAACAGUGCACUAACACGAGGGAAAGACGUAGCAGGCUUGGCCACUGUUACACAACCCUGCUAUAUUUUAUCAAUGUUCCUUCCCAGUUGUUGGCCAAUAUCUUUUCCAAAUCCGUCUGGGUUUCUCAUGCAUCCUAAUCAAUGUUUGCUGUUUCUUACUUAAAUGUUGUUUUUCCUUGUUCAGCAUGGCUUAGACAGGGAUGAUUCUGCCGUGAGCAGGGGAUAGAUGACUUCCCGAGGUCCCUUCCAGCUUUCCUUUUCUGUGAUUCUGUGCUUUCCGUGCUGACAUUUUUCUUUUCCUUUUAGCAGACCAGGGACCUAAUCCCACUUCCAUUAAAAUCCAAAAUCUCUGAUUUUAAUGGGAGUUUGAUCCAGGCCUCAACUCAUUCCAGCUUCAGGAUGACCUUGGUUUUCAUUGCACAUAUUAUUUCAGCUCCGUCUUGCGCGCUGGACACUCGUGUGACGUUUUUGCUGCCUUUAAUAUUAUAUUUAAUUUAAAGAAGUGUACUUAAUGUUGUAGCAAACCCUGUAUUAUGUGAGAUUGUACAUAUGUUGUUGUGCAAGGUCUGGAGCACCUUCUUAGAGAGAGGAAGAAUGUGAAUUUUAUACAUUGACUGAUUGCAUUUCUCCUGUGCUAAGAUCUUCUGGGGUCAUAAAUGACGUUUGUGUGUGUUCAUCAUAGUUGACGAACUGCUUUCUAAUUUCCGCGUUACUUCCCCGUUGGAAAGAGAAUGGAGCCCCCCACUUUUGAAGGGGGGUGUCUAGCAUAUUAUGUCUAUUUUGGGAGUUUCAAUGAGCCAUUGUAUAGCAUAUUUAUUUUUUUGUGUUUCUGAAUCUGCUGAGGCUCAACUAAGGGACAAAGAUAUGUACAGAUGGUGGGGGAGGGUGGGGAGGAGGGACAAAAACAGCAGAACAAAAAGUCAAAAAAAUAUUUAUUUAUUUAGCAGAAAUAAAUGUCUCAACCCAGUUUAGGAUUUGGUUUUUCUGUUGGAAGAACUGACUUGUAAUGAGUGGGCAGUACCUUUCCUAUGUGUUGAUUUGGGGUCUAUGUUGGGAAUACCUCUAUGGGGGGAGAAUGAGAGGUGUUGGCCUUACAGUCUUCAGAAGCAAUAUGCAAGUGAUCCGAUCCUUAUUUUGUCAAGACUUUCAUUGAAAUCAAUGGGUUUUUUUGCCUGUGUAAUCACUGCGAGGUGUAGUCCUGUGAUCUGGAUACAACCACCUGUUAUGGAAAAGUCCCAUGGAAUAUAAAAGAAAAGGGUAACUUUUCUUUCGGGGGGUCCAGUAGAAGUUGAUUGAAAAUUCCUUCUCUUCAGUAGACACAGAAGAACUGACUUGCAGGAAGGAUAUUUUUCCUUGUUAAAUUAUUUAGUUUAUCAGUGAAAUUCGGUGGAAAUCACCUGGUUUCGUCCCUCUACGUUUCCAUAGGCCUUUUCCAAAUAAGAAAGCAAACCAGAUGCACCAUCUUGGGAACAGCUUCCGAACUGCAAUGGUGACAUUCGUCUGCAGGGAAGUCUGUUCGAAAAGGCAUCAUUUCUUUGUGUUUCUGUUAUUAAUCUGAAUGUACAAACAGUAGAGCUGCUUUAGGGCUUUCAUUGUUCUGGAUUUCCCUUCGCAUAUUUCUGAAUGUUAGCUUCUGAGUUGUGGGUUUUUUUUCAUUAAUUUUACAAACCAGUGUUAUUUAAAGGUGUAUCAUAUUUGCAACCUCCACUAAUUACACAGUACUGUAGUAGGAAAGUAUAAUUUUUAAGGAUUGGAUUAUUUUUAUACCUGCAUCCAAUAUAAUUAAAUCUGGCGUUCUAGUCAGUAUCAUAAAAAAGAUACAAUAAAACUAUUAAUAUUA